Messenger RNA from Cyclopterus lumpus (lumpfish), 1457 nucleotides. It is a transcript of the gene chst1, whose product is annotated as carbohydrate (keratan sulfate Gal-6) sulfotransferase 1. The record is from RefSeq and is a predicted model, not a curated record. Bases 109 to 1392 code for a protein of 427 amino acids. Gene Ontology annotation, cellular component: Golgi membrane. NCBI's taxonomy places the organism in Eukaryota, Metazoa, Chordata, Actinopteri, Perciformes, Cyclopteridae. Gene Ontology annotation, molecular function: N-acetylglucosamine 6-O-sulfotransferase activity; keratan sulfotransferase activity. The transcript has 2 exons. Gene Ontology annotation, biological process: keratan sulfate proteoglycan metabolic process; N-acetylglucosamine metabolic process; carbohydrate metabolic process.
CCGAUGCUUCCUUUCUUUUUGGACCUCACAGGUCUCGUGCAUGCUCUUCGGAAGUGAUGAUGGGAGGAGCUGGCAUGGACCGCUGUGUCUAAAUGAAGUGGUUCAGCCAUGCAAUGUUCCUGGAAGGCAGUGAUUCUACUGGCCUUGGCCUCCAUCGCCAUCCAGUACACGGCCAUCCGGACGCUCACCGCCAAGCCUUUCCAGCUGUGCCCGUUGCCCAGCCCCCAGAACUGUGGUCUCGGGGGCCAGGAGACCGAACCCCCCUUUGAGCGCGGAGCGGCGGGCGGCGGCUGCGAUGACUACCCUUACUUCUCCGUCAAUGCCACGCGCAAAACGCACAUCCUGGUGCUCGCCACCACCCGUAGCGGCUCCUCCUUCGUCGGCCAGCUGCUCAACCAGCACCAGGAGGUGUUCUACCUGUUCGAGCCCCUUUACCACGUCCAGACCACGCUGAUCCCGCGCCUGUCGCACAGUCGCAACGCCGCCGACCGCCGCGUGAUGCUGGGCGCCAGCCGGGACCUCCUGCGCAGCCUGUACGGUUGCGACCUUUACUUCCUGGAGAGCUACAUCAAACCGACGCCCGCGAACCACACCACGGACAAACUGUUCCGCCGCGGCGCCAGCCGGGCGUUGUGCCAGCAGCCCGUGUGCGACGCCUUCGGCCCCGCCGACGUGAAUGUUGAAGAAGGGGACUGCGUGAAGAAGUGCGCCGCCCUGAACAUGACCUCGGCGACGGAGGCGUGCCGCGAGAAGCGGCACGUGGCCAUCAAGAUCGUCCGGGUGCCGGAGAUCGGAGACCUGCGCGCUUUGGUGGAGGACCCGCGGCUGAACAUCAAAGUGAUUCAACUCGUCAGGGACCCGCGCGGCAUCCUGUCGUCGCGGAUCGAGACCUUCAGGGAUACGUAUCGUCUGUGGCGGAUUUGGAGGGCGACGGGGCGACGGCCCUACAAUCUAGACUUGAGUCAGCUCACGGUGGUCUGUGAGGACUUCCUCAGUUCGGUUUCAACCGGUCUCAGCCACCCCUAUUGGCUGAAAGGGAAAUACAUGUUGGUCCGCUAUGAGGAUUUGGCCCGGAAUCCGCUCCUCAAGACCAAGGAGAUCUAUGACUUCCUGGGGCUGCCUUUGGAUAAAAACGUGGAAGACUGGAUACACGCAAACACCCGGGGCAGCAGCGAGCCCUCGGCCAAACACAAGUUCGGCACGGUGAGGGACUCGGCGGCGAACGCCGAGAGCUGGCGCUUGAAACUGUCUCACGACAUGGUCGAGUACACGCAGACCGUUUGUCAAAAGGUGCUCCACCAGCUGGGAUACAAGGCGGUGAAAUCGGUGGAGGAGCUGAAGAACAUGUCCCUCUCACUGGUGCAGGACAAAACUUUUGUACCCUUUUUGUAACAAAGAUAGUUCUCUUAAUGACUAUUUUUGAUAUAUUUAUAAUUGUUGCCUUAUGAUUUUCCUCC